Molecule: messenger RNA, 2588 nt
Organism: Lingula anatina
Lineage: Eukaryota; Metazoa; Brachiopoda; Lingulata; Lingulida; Lingulidae
Product: DBH-like monooxygenase protein 1
Biological process (GO): norepinephrine biosynthetic process; dopamine catabolic process; octopamine biosynthetic process
Cellular component (GO): secretory granule membrane
Molecular function (GO): dopamine beta-monooxygenase activity; copper ion binding
Source: RefSeq, a predicted model, not a curated record
CCAGGUUCAAGUACCUUCAACUUCUGACACAACAUACUGGUGUUCAGGCUUCACGCUGCCCAGUUUCAGUGGCGUUCAUCACAUGAUUAAGGCAGAGCCGAUAGUUCAAGUUGGGAACGAAGCUAUCGUGCAUCACUUUAUAGUGUAUGCCUGCAACCACCAGUUCAACUUCACUGACCACGCCAAUUAUAGCGAGUCAUGCGGUGCGAGGAGAAAUAUGCCUCCAGAUCUUGAAUUAUGCCAACAAAUGCUGAUGGCGUGGGCAAUUGGAGGUGAGGCUCAGGUGUAUCCAGAAAAUGUUGGCUAUCCUUUUGGAGGUGAAGGUGAUCCCACUUUUAUUUUGUUGGAAACACACUUUGACAAUCCAGCUCUGAGAAAUGAUUACGUGGACUCAUCGGGUGUGCGUUUUACCUUUAUACCACGUCGUCGACAGUUUGAUGCAGGGAUAAUGGACGUUGGCGUUAUGGUCUCUAGAAACCACGUCAUUCCACCAUACUAUGACGAAUUCUACAGCUGGGGACAGUGCUCCGACUGUUUGGAAAGUGGUUUAGUAAACGUGCCAGAGGGAAUCAAUGCAUUUGGUGCAGUGCUGCACACUCAUUUGGCGGGAACUUCAAUUUACCUUAGGCACUUCCGGGACGGAGUAGAACUUCCGUAUAUGGCAUACGACGAAAAUUACGACUUCAACUAUCAGGAGUACAGGUAUUUCAAAGAACCGAAGAAAAUAAUGCCGAAUGAUGAUUUGGUCACCCAUUGCAAAUACAAAAGCAGUGAUCGAACAAGUGUCACGUGGGGAGGACUCGGUACUAAAGAAGAAAUGUGCCUGGCGUUUAUUAUGUAUUACCCACGAGUAAACCUGACAAACUGCAUCAGCGCACCGCUGCAGUCGGAGCUGAUAAAAAUAGUUCCAGGAGUGACGUCAGCGUCCAAUGACUACGGCUUCAAUGCGAUUAUCCAAGCACCAUCGCAAUACGCAGGACGCAGAUUUCCAGAUGUCAUGGAAAACUUGGUCAACUGGCAAGACGUGCAGACUCGUGAUAGAUUCCAAGAUCUUGAGCUGAAUUCUACUCGGGCGCAAUAUUGUGCUGGAAUAAACGGAUAUGGACACGGAGGUCUAAUCCAACGUCUCCAGAUCACAACACCGUACGUGUUACCCCAGGUAUCCUGCCCCGCCACCACGACCCCUGCUGUAACCACGCCAGGAGUCACCAUUGGAUCCAUAUCGUCUGCUGAUAGAACGAUGUCCGUUACCAUGGCAACAGUUCUGUGCAGCUUGUUUUCACUCCUGCUGAAGAUGUGAUGGGAUGGGAUGCAGAAGACAUUCAAACAACGAGAAAAUGAUUCUUUCAAGAUCAGAAUUUUCUUGCAGUUGUAGACAUAACUGUUUUUGAGCAAGCAUGUGAAUUUAUGGGUCGACCUAUUUCGGCUUUUUUUCCUUAAAUUAUAUAUUUUGGUCAAAUAUAAAACAUACUGAAAACCUUUAAUCACCACGCCCGGAUGUAUAUACACUGUUGGAACUGCUACAGUACGUUCAGCUUUAUUUUCCAUAUGUGAAUUUGGUUGACAUUGUUCUGCAUAAAGAAAAUGAAUCAUUAAUCCAAACGUGACAACAUCAAAUCCAACGGAGGAAGGGUUCUUUGUUCCCACUUUUGUAAUAUCCUUAAGCAUUUAAAGGAUAGGAGAUACCAAACUGGCAUUUUAUAUUCUAUGCAUUAUGAAUACCUGUAGUGCAUUAUAGGAACAAUACAUGUAAUCGGAUUUUUAUUAAGUAGGACAUGUCUUCUUCAUAUAUAUUUUCAUUAUAUUCUUUAUGUUAAAUUUGUAUACUGUGUCACAUAAACUUAGUACACAGGUACACCCGAAAUCACCGGCGCUUGAACACAAAACAAAUUAUUGACACAGGCGCACAUACUGAAUAUUACAAGUAUAUUAAUUCACACUAAAAGAAGGGAUGGACGGCAUAAACUGUAUCCUCAGUACGCGCACCUAAAGGUACAUGGGGAGGCGAUAUAGAUUCUGCGAUAGCCGUGUCAUUUGCACAAAAACGACGAAGUGCAAAAGUAGCAGCACUUGUUUGUUUUGACAGUGCUUUUCCAAUUUUUCCAGUAGAAUUUCUUUGUCUGGAUAAUGUUUCUAAAAACUUAUAGAAUGUAGGACAAUGUCUAAAUACCCUAUUCAUGCACCACGGUAUCUUAUUCUAGUACAUAUCUAGUAUUCGGAAACAUCAUAUAGAAAGGAGUACUUUAUUUAUUUAUUUAUUUUAGGGGGAUAUUAGCCUGUAUUUUAUUCACGACUGAGAAAGGUAAAUUACCCAUGCACAUAUAUUUAUGUAUAAGCUUUAACAAAAAACGUACACAUUCAUAGACCGACUAGCACACAAAUACAAGCCUAGACUCACAUUCCGACAAACGCCAUCACAAACAAACAGUACUGUUAUGAAUUAGAGUUGGUAUAAUUUGGAUUGUGUUGGAGGUGACACAGUACAUUGUGGUGUCCCUCUGGUGGGAGUUUUGAACCAUGUGAUGUCAGGCAUCCAUGUUGGUGGAGACGUGUGUGUUGCAGAAAAUAAAGAAACAGUUAUGCUUUUU